AUGCAUUUCUGUAACUUCCUCCUUGUUGCUAGCACGGCAGCCCUUGCCGUUGCUGCACCAUCAGCAAGUGAAAAGAAGAGAGCCAAAAAGUUUCAAUGGUUCGGUGUAAAUGAAUCAGGCGCUGAGUUUGGAAAUGCCGCCCUUCCUGGUCAAUUGAAUAAGGACUACACAUGGCCUCCAACUUCAACCGUUGAUACACUUGUGGGCAAGGGAAUGAACGCAUUCCGUGUCCCAAUCAUGAUGGAAAGGUUAAUACCUACCAAGAUGACCGGUUCUAUGAACGCCACAUACCGUGAUCCUAUGGUUCAGUACCUGAACUACAUCACCUCGAAAGGUGCUUACGCCAUUCUCGACCCUCACAACUUUGGUCGCUACUACAACAACAUCAUCACCGAUUACUCUGGCUUCCAGGCAUGGUGGAAGACGGUUGCUACAUUGUUCGUCAACAACGACAAAAUCAUCUUUGACUGCAACAACGAACCCCAUGACAUGGGUUCUGCGAGCGUCAAGCAAUUGAUGCAAGCAUGUAUCGACGGUGUCAGGAGUUCCGGCGCCACCAGUCAAUACAUCUUCGUCGAAGGGACAUCUUACUCCGGUGCCUGGACAUGGGUCUCCUCCGGCAACGGCGCCGACCUCCUCUCCCUCACCGACCCCUCUGACAAAAUCGUCUACGAAAUGCACCAAUACCUCGACACCGACGGCUCCGGCACCUCCGCCAACUGCGUCUCCUCAACCAUCGGCUCCGAGCGUCUAAAGGCCGCUACCGCCUGGCUCAAGACCAACAAGAAGAAGGGUAUCCUCGGAGAGUUCGCCGGUGGAGCAAACACCCAGUGCCAGAAUGCUGUUAAGGAUUUACUGUCUUAUAUGGGCAGCAAUACGGAUGUUUGGAUGGGUGCGCUUUGGUGGGGUGGUGGACCAUGGUGGGGGACGUAUAUUUACAGUAUGGAGCCUCCGAGUGGAAGCGGGUAUACUAGUACGUUGCCUUUGAUGUUGCCUUAUAUUUGA
Glarea lozoyensis ATCC 20868 is the source of this 1005-nucleotide messenger RNA. RefSeq names its product (Trans)glycosidase. Gene Ontology annotation, biological process: glucan catabolic process. Gene Ontology annotation, molecular function: hydrolase activity, hydrolyzing O-glycosyl compounds. The record is from RefSeq and is a predicted model, not a curated record. The transcript is spliced from 4 exons. The coding region runs from base 1 to 1005 and encodes 334 amino acids. Lineage: Eukaryota; Fungi; Ascomycota; Leotiomycetes; Helotiales; Helotiaceae.